CCUGGGAGGACCGGCCCGGGCUCCCCGGCGGUGCGAGGCGGCGCUCCCCGGGAAGGCGGCGCUCCUGCCCGCGCCCCCGCGGCCGGAGGAGCGGGAGCCGCGCCGGGAGCAGGGGGGCACCAUGGUGGUGCCGCCGCUGCUGCGCGCCGUCAUCAUGGGGCCGCCGGGCUCCGGGAAAGGCACCGUCUCCGCUCGCAUUAUCAAGCACUUCGGCGUGAAGCACCUCUCCAGCGGCGAUCUGCUGAGGGACAACAUGCAGAAGAAGACAGAAGUGGGAAUUCUUGCCAAAUCCUACAUUGAUCAAGGGCAGCUUAUUCCAGAUGACAUCAUGACACGACUAAUGCUGAAUGAGAUAAAAGGUCUAGACCGGUACAACUGGCUAUUGGAUGGUUUCCCCAGAACAGUUGCUCAGGCAGAAGCCCUCGAUAAAGAAUGUCAAAUAGACACUGUGAUUGACCUAGACGUGCCAUUUGAGACCAUAAAGUGUCGGCUCACAGCGCGCUGGAUCCACCCUGCCAGUGGCAGAGUCUACAAUCUUGAAUUCAAUCCUCCCAAAGUGCAGCUGUUGUGGCAUCACAUUUCACCUGGAAGCUCUAUUAAUUUACAUCAGAAGCACAGCAGGCCCUGUAGUUUUUGGAUUUGUUGCAGGAACACAGGCCAGCUUGAAAUACCAGAAGAGCAAGGCAAGAUGGAGCAGAGAAUUAUCAGGCUUACCAGAGUAGGCUUCAGCUGCCAGAGCUUUGCUAUUUGAACUGUUUUACCUUUCACUAAUUAGCAGACUUAUCACAACACAGUGGGCUGCAAUACUUAAAGUGAAAACAUGGAAGAGAGCUAAACAGGUGAAAUAGAGUUGUCCGUCUUCUUUUAACAGACCUGCAAAAUACUUACUUAGAAGGAAAGGAAGUUCACAAAUUAGGUCCCUACCUCUGUAGGGAAAGCUUCAGCUGACUCUUACGCCAUUUUUUGUACAAGUGUUGCUAAAUGAUAACUCUUCCAUUUUUCAACUUAAAUCAAAGGGCAAUUAACUCCUUUGCCCAUUUUAAUAUUGUCAAAUGAAGGUCCAAUUUACUUUUUGUUUCCUGUGAUACAGGAAUGUAUUACCAAAAGUAUUGUUUUCCCUUGUACGUGAAGGUUUUGUUUUCAUGUUCCCUACUUUCUAUGAAUGUUCCAGAGGACAAAUUAGUCAAGUUACUAUGAUCUAAUAUUCACUGGCAAUACUGAGAAAAUACCUUUAACUGACAGACUGUUUUACUGGAAAGUCAACAACUUAUAUUCCAGAUAAGAACACAGGCAGCAGCCUCUCUCUUUAUAAGCAGAAAUCUAUACCCUGAUCAAGUGGAAAUUCAUCUUAAUUUAAAUAGAAAAAUCACACAAAGCAUGCUUAAAGAGAAGUAAGAAGUAUACUUUGGUGUUUGCUUUUAACCAU
Parus major (Great Tit) is the source of this 1426-nucleotide messenger RNA. It is a transcript of the gene AK3, whose product is annotated as adenylate kinase 3. Gene Ontology annotation, biological process: nucleobase-containing compound metabolic process. The coding region runs from base 122 to 751 and encodes 209 amino acids. The record is from RefSeq and is a predicted model, not a curated record. Gene Ontology annotation, cellular component: cytoplasm; mitochondrion. The transcript is spliced from 5 exons. Gene Ontology annotation, molecular function: ATP binding; AMP kinase activity. NCBI's taxonomy places the organism in Eukaryota, Metazoa, Chordata, Aves, Passeriformes, Paridae.